AUGGAUACACUAGAACUAGUACUACGUUGUGCUGCUGCUUGCCGUCUUAUUCUUCCUCGGCGUUUUGAUGAAUUUCCUGCAUUUGUUUGUGAGCCUGAUGAGGCAGCAGGAGGAUUACCUUAUAGACAAGGAGCAGCAGCAUUAGAUAAGAAAGUAUUACAUUAUAUAUUAGCAGCAAGAGCUAAACCUAUGCAUAUGCAGCAGCAAGUUCAGCAACAAGUACAGCACCAAGUGCAGCAGCAGCAGCAGCAGCAGCAACAAGUGCAGCAGCAGCAGCAGCAGCACUUUAUUGCAGAGUGUAAUACCACAAGGAGGAUUUGUAAUAGUCUUAAUAGUAAUUGUAAUAAUAACAGCAGCAGCAGCAGCAGCAGCAGCAGCAGCAGCAGCAGCAGCAACUGCAACAGCAACAGCAGCAGCAACAGCAGCAGCAACAGUAAUAGUAAUAGAAGUAGUUUUGGGGAAACAAGACAUCAGCAGCAAGAACUGCAGCAAGUGCAGCACGAACUGCAGCAAGUGCAGCAGCAACAGGAACUGCAGCAGCAGCUACUGCUGCAGCAGCAGCAGCAGCAGGAGAAACACAGCAGCAAAACAAAAAUUAAAUUAAACUCCAAGACAAUACAACAUAUAAAAGAUACACAUAGAGAGACACGGCAGCAAUUCUUAUCAAUAACAGAAGGAAGGGACGCAUGCAGCCCAUCAGCAGGAGGAGGAGGAGGAGGAGCAGCAGCAGCAGCAACUCCUCUUGUUGUGUCUCCUGCCUUAACCUUUGAUAGCAGCAGCGAGUAUUGGUUUGCUGCUGUGUCUCCUCCUCUUGUGUCUCCUGAGGCCCUGUCUCCUGUUGCUGCAGCAGAUAGCCAGUUUGCUGCUGAUGAAUUUAUUUGUUUACCUGAUCGUCUUGCUCCUCCUCCUCCUGCUGCUGCUGCUGAUCACCAGCAGCAGCAGCAGCAGCAGCAGGGUGGGUUGCUGCUGCAGAGAAAUUUUGGUGCUGCUAGUGUACAGGGUUUUAGCAGCAACAGCAGCAGCUGCCUUUAUGCUGCAGCAGAUAAACAGCAGCAACAGCAGCAGCAGCAACAGCAACUGCAGCAGCAGCACCAACAAUGUUCUCCUUUACUAUAUCCUAGACAGCAGCAAAUGCUGCAGUAUGCGCAGCAGCAACAGCAGCAGCUGCAGUAUACGCAACAGCAGCAACAGCAGCAGCAGCAGCAGCUAUUGAACCUUGAGCAGCUAUUGCAGCCACAGGCGCAGCAGCAGCAGCGGCAUCUCCGACGUAGGCGACAGCAGCAACAGCAGCAACUGCAGCAGCAGCAGCAGCAAUCGAUUGAAGACAGCAGCAGCAAAUUAGAUCCUUCGCUAGGGUUAGAUGGAUUAUUUAUGUUACCUGCACCUGCUACUUCUGCUGCUGCUGCUGCUGCAGCAACAGCAGCAGCAGCAGCAGCAGCAGGACAACAGGGACCAUCAACAGGAUUACUCGAAUCAACAGAAGAAGAAUCAACAGGACCAAUAGCAGCAGCUGCUGCUGCAGCAACAGCAGCAGCAGCCGCAGCAGCAGCAGCAGCAGGACAAUCUAGAGGUAAGAGACCCCUUAUAUAUGAUAAAGGAGAAAGGAGACAGAUGAGGAGGGAGACAGUGUCUCCUUUGCCUCCUCCUCCUCCUCUAUCUACAAUAUGUAAGAAUAAACAACCUGCUGCUGCUGCUGCUGCUGCUGCUCCUGCUGCUGGUGAUAGUGAUGGUGGUGGUACAAUGCAGCAGCAGCAGCAGCAGCGCUUCGCAGUGGCCUCAGGCAGUCACGUCAGUCACUGCAACAGCAGCAGCAGCAGCAGCAACAGCAGCAGCAGCAGCAGCAGCAUCAAUGGCUGCUGGGGUAUGCCUAUGCGCAUGCUAAGAGAUUGGUAUUGUUUAGCAGAGAUGGAGGAGACACAAGAUAUAAUAGAGGGAGAAGCAGCAGCAGCAGCAGCAGCAGCAGUUGCUGCUGCUACUGGUGAUGAUGGAUGUACUCAUGGUAGCAACACAUGGUUCGCUAGCAGCAACUAUAGACGCUGCAGCAGCUGCAGCUGCAGCAGCAGCAGCAGCAGCAGCAGCAGCAGCGUCGUGCUGCCAUUUCGUGUUACACCUGAAGAGGUAGAAGCAGCAAAUGCUCUCGCUAGAGAGCCGCUAUAA
Messenger RNA from Eimeria maxima, 2157 nucleotides. RefSeq lists its product as hypothetical. NCBI's taxonomy places the organism in Eukaryota, Apicomplexa, Conoidasida, Eucoccidiorida, Eimeriidae. The transcript has 2 exons. Bases 1 to 2157 code for a protein of 718 amino acids. The record is from RefSeq and is a predicted model, not a curated record.